Anopheles coustani is the source of this 4301-nucleotide messenger RNA. RefSeq names its product solute carrier family 53 member 1. The transcript has 7 exons. The record is from RefSeq and is a predicted model, not a curated record. Gene Ontology annotation, cellular component: plasma membrane; cytoplasm; Golgi apparatus. Gene Ontology annotation, molecular function: inositol hexakisphosphate binding. The coding region runs from base 981 to 3008 and encodes 675 amino acids. Gene Ontology annotation, biological process: phosphate ion transport; cellular response to phosphate starvation. NCBI's taxonomy places the organism in Eukaryota, Metazoa, Arthropoda, Insecta, Diptera, Culicidae.
UGACACCUACGGCUCAGUAUACAUCUUCUUUCCGUCGCGUGCGAGCGUGAUUAUUUCUAGUUUCUUGUUUUCGUUCGAUUUACUGUUUUCUUUUCUGUUACCAAUCAACCGGCAGGACCCAAAACAGAGCUCUCGGCGGUGAAUGUGUACUAUUGAUCGGAUAUCGCUCAUGUGUAGUCACCUCGCAAUGCUGCAAAUGGCGCAUUCCGUCGCUUCAACCAGACGUUAUGUGCAGUGAAUAGUUGUGUGAGGAUUUUUUUUUGUUUUAUCAUUUGAUAAUCUGCUCAGUUCGUAAUCAGUGCUCCUCGGCCUCGGGCAGCCCUUGUUUGUGCCGAAAAAUAUAAUCUCCUCAACUUCGAGCUGCCACCGUUUUCCAUGCCCCAUAAUUCACCAUAGUUAUCAUCAUCCCGUCGUUUGUUACCCAACAACAUCAGCAAAUUCUGUCAGAUGUUGAACCGCAUGUUACGGCAAAGGGACGCACGCCACUUCAAUCCUGUUGAGUUCGUGGAUUCUUUGUUUGCAGCCGUUCGGCCGGCUAUGUUAUUGUUUAUCACCCUACAGACACGUAAAAGACUGUAACGACCGGCUCGUGCAAUUUGAUACACACUUCUGGCGCGCCGGAAAGGAAAAUCUACAGCAGUGCGCUCCCGCCGCCAGCAAGGUGGCAACAUGCAACGUCAGCUAUGAACAUAUGAAGCACUGGAGCUGAAAAAAGGGCGGACGCUGGUGUAAUAUCAACAAACAAACAGUGCUCGCCGCACGCCACACGCUAGCUGCUGGGAGGUUCGCGAGCUCUAAUGUGCGAUUUCCACCUUUUUAUCGGAUAGUCUGAAGCGUCGGAAGUGCGGAACGCACACACAAAACACCCCAAAUCAACCCCUCGCGAAAGGAGAGGUGACGGAGAGCAGGAGGAGAGCACGCCGUGCUAGAAACUCGGGAAACAUCCUCGCCGGCGUGGAAGCCCGGUCACUGGUUGCAGGAUGAAGUUCGCGGAACAUCUAUCCGCCCACAUUACUCCGGAAUGGCGGAAACAGUACAUCAACUACGAGGAAAUGAAAGCGAUGCUCUACACAGCCAACGAGGAAGCACCGGCGCUGGACAGUGUCGAGGAGGACGUGCGCAAGCGGCAUUUUGCAAACUUUGAUGAAAAUUUCUACCAUUACUGUGAUCAGGAGCUGAAGAAGAUCAACACGUUCUACUCGGAGAAGUUGGCGGAGGCGACGCGCAAGUAUGCCGCCCUCAUCACCCAGCUCCGCACCACGCUCGAAAGCCAGCAGAAGAGCAAAAGCAAAGGCCACAGUCACAAGCCGAUCAACUUGCCGUACCGGAAGGCGCAGGAGCUGAAGCUCGCGUUCAGCGAGUUCUACCUGAGCCUGAUUCUGCUGCAGAACUACCAGAACCUCAACCAUACGGGCUUCCGGAAGAUUCUGAAGAAGCACGACAAGAUCCUCGCCUCGGACAAUGGCGCACGGUAUCAGAAGGAGCACGUCGAGAUGAGCCAUUUCUUCAUCAACAAGGACAUUGACAAGCUGAUCAACGACACCGAGUCGACGGUGACGUCGCAGUUGGAGGGUGGCGACCGGCAGCGGGCCAUGAAGCGGUUGCGUGUGCCGCCCCUCGGCGAACAGCAGAGCCCGUGGACGACCUUCAAGGUGGGCCUGUUCAGUGGCAGCUUCGUGGUGCUGUUCGUCGCCGUCAUCCUGUCCGCCGUGUUCCACGACAGUGCCACCGGGGAGAACCUCAAGAUUGCAUUCCGGCUCUACCGCGGUCCGCUGCUGCUGAUUGAGUUCGUGUUUCUCAUCGGCGUCAACAUCUACGGUUGGCGCUCGUCCGGUGUCAACCAUGUGCUCAUAUUCGAGCUCGACCCGCGCAACCAUCUGUCCGAGCAGCACCUGAUGGAGAUGGCCGCCAUCUUCGGCGUGGUGUGGACGCUCAGUCUGCUGAGCUUCCUGUACAGCGCCAGCCUGAGCAUACCACCGUACGUGAACCCGCUGCUGCUGACCGUAAUUAUGAUCGCGUUUCUGAUAAACCCGCUGCGCGUGUUUCGCUACGAGGCGCGCUUCUGGCUGCUGCGGACUAUCGGGCGCAUGGUGGCCGCACCGUUUUUUCACGUCGGAUUCGCCGAUUUCUGGCUGGCGGAUCAGCUGAACAGCCUCGUGACGGCACUGCUGGACUUUCAGUUCCUCACCUGUUUUUACGUUACCAACGGCAACUGGCUGGAGGCAGGGAACACCCGGCAGUGUAUGGAAGAAAGUUACAUCAUUCGCCCGCUAGUGAACUGCUUACCCGCUUGGUUUCGAUUUGCUCAAUGUCUUCGGCGUUACCGUGACUCCCGGGAAGCUUUCCCGCAUCUGGUCAACGCCGGCAAGUACGCCACUACGUUUUGCGUUGUAAUCUUUGCCACACUUCGGUCUGCUCAUGCCUCCAAGUACGAGGAUGCGUCUGAGAAUGUUUUCUUAUGGCUGUGGCUUUUGAGCUCCGCCGUGUCGUCCUGCUACGCGUACACUUGGGACAUCAAAAUGGAUUGGGGGUUGUUCGAUAAAAACGCCGGCGAAAACACUUUCCUACGGGAGGAGAUAGUCUAUUCGAUGCCAUUUUUCUAUUAUUUUGCCAUCAUCGAAGAUUUGGUGCUGCGCUUUGUUUGGAUUGUUUCCUAUGCGCUGACGGAAAACGGUUUGGUCAGCGGCGACCUGAUGACGUCCAUACUGGCCCCGCUCGAGGUGUUCCGCCGUUUCGUGUGGAACUUUUUCCGUCUCGAGAACGAGCACCUCAACAACUGCGGCAAGUUCCGAGCGGUGCGAGAUAUCUCGAUCGCUCCGAUCGAUUCCAACGAUCAGGUGAUCAUACUCAAGAUGAUGGACGACGAGGAUGGUGUUGUCAAUCGGUACAACAAGAAUAACCGACCGAAGCCAAAAAAGAUGAAAGAUGAUCGAAGACCGUUACUUCCGGCGUUCAAAGGACCACUGCACGAAACGCCGGCCGAUCCAGGUGCCACGAAGAAUGUCUAAUGCGUCGCUUCUCGACAUCCGUUUGCCGUGCCGAAUGAUUCCAGGGACGCGCACGCCCGUGUGUUGUUCCAAGCGGUAUUUCUCAAAGUUAAACUGCGUUGCCGAGGACCUUUUUGGACCUGGAGUACAAAGCGAACGCAUAGACGAUAGAGUUUUACGAAUCCAUAACCGGCUUGUACUUAUUGUUUUUUUUUUUUAUCGAAAGUCUACAUUUGAUCUUGCUUGUUCAGUUUUUAAACAUUUGAUUUCUUUGGUGCGCAUUACCGUAACGCAUGUUACUUAAAAUAACACUUACAAGGCGACAUUCCCCAAUCAUCUAGCGUGGUAUCGGUUUGGUUACAAACUCGGUUAACCCCAAGCAAACGCCAGCCAAUCUGCUGCAUACCAAUACUUUUCUUUCUUGCAACUGCGAUUAUCACGCAAGUUUUGUGUAGAACUUUAUAACGAUAUUUUUAAGCACAAUUAUUGGAAAAACAGUUGGAGGUUUGUUUCUGCGUACAGUUCGUGAGCCGAUAGAAAAAAGUCUUUGAUUGGAAAAAACACACAAUGACGUACCACUCAGUAAGUAAGUUAAUGUAAAGAAAAUUGCUGUAACAAACAAUGCCUUGCGCAACAACAAAAAUUGGGGUUCUUCCAGUUCUUUGCCUUACACGUUGCCUUUUUUACCAAAUGUACCUUAAAAGUGAGUGCAAUGUUAACACAAAAAAACGGUUAGAUUAUAGUGCAGUGUACUUCCACGGAGCUAGGAGCAUGUUUAUGAAGUGCGCAAAACAAGCUGCGAGAGAUUCGAUUGAUGUAGUUAUUAUAUACCAACGGGGAUGCUUCGUCCCGGAAACGUUUGCCAUAAAACAUUGUUGACGUACGGACUCAUUUCUUUUACUGAAUGGAAUUGGUAUUUAUUUUACGUCGCCUAGAUGGCAGUAUUAUUUAAAAUCUGUUUAAUCACGGCCUGCCUUCUUAAAGAAUUUUCAUUUGCUAUUAACACCUUCGAUUGUUUCCAUAGUUUCUACCUUCAUCAACUUCAACCCCCCCGUUCACGUACGUUUUCAACCCGCCCCGUUCCUAAACAUUUGUCCCGUCGAAUUUUGAUGAAAAGCUGCUACGAAUUGUUUAGUUUUUACUAAAUCCAAUUUACAUUCGAAAGUUACCCGAUUCGAGCAAAUAGAGAGAGAUGAAGAAUUUUGGUCAAAUCAUCGCGUAUGUGAUCUGGAAUGUGAUUAGGGUGGUUUUGUACGUGGUUCUUUUGUAAGCUCAUUCCAGAAUAAAAGUGUAAUAUUUUUAGACCACCGUGUA